This is a messenger RNA of Chelmon rostratus (copperband butterflyfish), 1380 nucleotides long. It is a transcript of the gene rtn4rl2a, whose product is annotated as reticulon 4 receptor-like 2 a. NCBI's taxonomy places the organism in Eukaryota, Metazoa, Chordata, Actinopteri, Chaetodontiformes, Chaetodontidae. The transcript has 4 exons. The record is from RefSeq and is a predicted model, not a curated record. Bases 1 to 1380 code for a protein of 459 amino acids. Gene Ontology annotation, molecular function: protein binding. Gene Ontology annotation, cellular component: plasma membrane.
AUGGAAACCUCUUCGAUUUCUCGGAGCCGACGAUGCUCCACCAUGCGCAACUGCAAAAGCGGUCUCUCCCUCUGGUUGGUGGUGUGGCUGGUCCUCGGCAAGCCAAGUCCGGCAUCGGCGUGCCCGCACCUGUGCGUGUGCUACCCGACGCCCAUGACUGUGAGCUGCCAGGCGCAGAACUUCACCGCCGUCCCGCUCGGAGUGCCCUAUGAGUCGCAGCGCGUGUUCCUCCAGAACAACCGGAUCACGGAGCUUAGAGUUGGCUCUUUUGGCUUUGGGACUCAGGUUCUGUGGCUUUUCGCCAACAACAUCACGUGGAUUGAAGCAGGGGCCUUCAGUGAGCUGAGGGACUUGGAGGAGUUGGACCUGGGGGACAACCCUAACCUCCACAGGCUGGAGGGGGGAGCCUUCCGCGGCCUCGAGAAGCUCCAGAGCCUCCACAUGCACCGCUGCAAGCUCACUGCCCUGCCCCAUGACAUCUUCCACAAGCUGUACAGCCUGCAGUUCCUGUACUUACAGGAGAAUAAUCUUCACUUCCUGCAGGAUGACAUCUUUUCUGACCUCAUCAACCUGAGCCAGCUUUUCCUGCAUGGCAACCGUAUCCGCACCCUCUCAGAGAACGUGUUCCGCGGCCUGGUCAACCUUGACCGCCUUCUCCUCCACGACAACCGCAUCAGGCAGGUCAACCGCCGCGCCUUCCGUGACCUCGGCCGCCUGACCAUGCUCUUCCUCUUCAACAACUCCCUGGCUGAGCUGCCCAGUCAGACCCUGAGGGACACGCAGGGCAUCGAGUUCCUCCGCCUCAACGCCAACCCCUGGUCCUGCGGCUGCGAGGCCCGCGCCCUGUGGGAGUGGUUCCGUGAGGCCCGUGUCUCCUCCUCCGACGUCAUCUGCGCCUCCCCUUCCACCCGCCGUGGCCAGGACCUCCGCUUUCUGCGUGAGAUGGACUUCGCCCUCUGCCCCCUGCCCGACCCAGGCUCCAUCGCCGGCUCCACCACCACCACCUUCAGCACCAAAACCCGCUGGUGGUUCCACAAGAACAAGCCCCAGUCGUCCACGAAAGGUAUCUUUGAGAAAGCCUCAGAGACUGUCAAGGCUGGUCUGUAUGGGAAAGGCCCAUCCACAACCACCUCAGUCGUCAAGUACGAGCUGGGGGAGGAGGAGCUGGCGCUGCCCAAACUCGACCCAGAAGAGUACUGGGCAAACUACGGCAACGAGGACUCAGGUGUCACCCUGCGGUGCUUCGAGCUUGAAUGUCCACCUGAGCUCGACCUGACUCCGUCCUCCUCCUCUCCCUCAUCCUCCUUGCCCUCCUUCCUCACACUACUGGCCCUUUCUGUUUUCAGCCUCUGUCUCAACCUCCACCUGCUAUUUGGCUGA